This is a messenger RNA of Lactuca virosa, 390 nucleotides long. The record is from the annotation of a GenBank genome assembly. Lineage: Eukaryota; Viridiplantae; Streptophyta; Magnoliopsida; Asterales; Asteraceae.
AUGUCCAAUUUAGGUGUCCUGAUGCCCGAGCCUGAUUCGGAUUCUGAUGAGGAUGAGCCCAUACCUGAUGCUGUUGCACCAGUACAGAAAGAGCCUGUCACACAUCCCUAUUAUGACAUGUAUAUGCAAGAAUUCCGUAGAUUGCAUGAAGACAAUAAGCGUUUGCAUCGUGACUAUUCUGAACUUUAUGACUGUGUUUGUGAGAUUAAUACUGAGUUUGUGGAGUUUAGAGAAGAGUUUUAUACCUUUAGAGACAAUCAUCAAGCACGCAACCAACAUGUGGAUUCCCUUAUGACCGACAUGCAUAGGGGUGAUAUGAAGAUUGGAGCAUGCUUAGGAUGGUCAAGGGAAGCACUCGGUGAAAUUUCGGAACUUUCGGAGCUAUAUUGA